AUGGGGAAGCUCGUGGACCUGGGGUCAAAUUUCCGUGAUCAUGAGGUCUGUGAUUUGAAUGACUUUGAUCAUGAGGACUUGGAGUCGAAUGACUGUGAUGAUGAGGAGUUGAAUGACUGUGAUGAUGAGGAGGAGGAGUUGAAUGAUCGUGAUGAUGAGGAGUUGAGUGAAUGUGAAUACUAG
Penicillium odoratum is the source of this 183-nucleotide messenger RNA. RefSeq lists its product as uncharacterized. Lineage: Eukaryota; Fungi; Ascomycota; Eurotiomycetes; Eurotiales; Aspergillaceae. The record is from RefSeq and is a predicted model, not a curated record. Bases 1 to 183 code for a protein of 60 amino acids. The transcript has a single exon.